AUGAACUUGCUUCUCGCAUUUUUCGUUUUAAUUUGCAUCGUGAGUGGAGCUUUUGACUGCUGGAACAAGAAAGAUGGAGGAUUAAUCAAUUCGGAAACGAAGCCAUUUGUCUACAAAUGCGAAAAGAACAACCCGAUUUUCGUUGGUUGCCGUUUCAUCAACAGAAAGACAUUGAAAGAAGAAGUGAUUGCACCCAAUAAUAGCGGUCUUGUAUUCGGAAAAGGUUAUACGUAUGCUGGUUUCACGAAAAAUUGCAUGGAAGACAACACAAAAGUCUACACAGAAACACCAGCUUGUUGGGUGAAAGGUGAUGAUGAAAAAGAGGUAAAGCUGCUUGAAUGGGAAGAUGCAGCGGUGAUAAAGAUCACUGAAAAUGGAGUGAAGAAGAUCUUGAAAGUGAGAUGUUUCGAAAUUGGUAAAAAGACGCGUUUCGGUCUAUGGGAAAUGAAAGAAAAAGAGCCAGCACCUAGCCCAAAUCCAGGACCAAAAUCCCAAGACGAAAAU
Molecule: messenger RNA, 504 nt
Organism: Mesorhabditis belari
Lineage: Eukaryota; Metazoa; Nematoda; Chromadorea; Rhabditida; Rhabditidae
Source: the annotation of a GenBank genome assembly